This is a messenger RNA of Phytophthora sojae, 1083 nucleotides long. RefSeq lists its product as hypothetical. Bases 1 to 1083 code for a protein of 360 amino acids. The transcript has a single exon. Lineage: Eukaryota; Oomycota; Peronosporomycetes; Peronosporales; Peronosporaceae. The record is from RefSeq and is a predicted model, not a curated record.
AUGCGCGAGAAGCGACGACGCGAGCAACAGCGUCAACGGAUGGUGAACUGGCGGCGCCUGAAGAAGGAGAAGAUGGCCGAUAUGCUCUACGAACGCCGGGUCCUCGAGAAGGAGCUACAGCUACAGGUCAUGGAGGCGCGAGUGCGGCUGGACCGAAUGCAGGUGGGGUCACUAGCCACCGCGUACCGCCAGAGCCUCGUCGAGUGCGCGGCUCUGACCAGCGAGAACAUAGCACUGCGCGAAGCCAUCGAGCACCAAACCAGCAUCAAGACUCAGCUCGAGCGAGAAACGGACGCGUUCCUGGGGCAGCUUCGACCGGUGGAUCCCCCUCCGUCUCUGUCGAACGACGAAACUGGAUGGUGCGUGCAGUUCCCCAACAACGAGCCGUCGCUCUACUUCACGCCGUUCACGAGGGCCGAGUUCGAGGCGAUCGUCAGCCGCAAUGACAUUGCGGUCAGUCACCCCUGCACUGCAACGAUCGGGAAGAUUCUUGGCUGGACGGUUCAUUACUCCCCGUUGACUCAAACUACGCCGGGGGAGUCCUUCAUGGCACGAGCGCGGUUCACAAGACGUUUGCGGUGCCCGCUCGAUGAGGCAGAGAGAAUAUUACCGCGACUUGACAAGAAGUUAUGGCCCGUGCUGGUGGAACCGAGGAGUUGGGGGCUCACGCAGACUGGGGAAACAUUCUGCCAAGUUCUCCAAGACUUCAGCCAAAACGCUCAUCUUAUGGUGUGCAACCUCCCGGGGGAGGUCAAUCUCCGCUACCUCGUCCUAGCGUGGCACACUCGACAAAGGAGAUCGGACGGCAAGCGUGACGACAAGUAUAUUUUGACGAUCGGCGACUCGCAGGCGAACGCGCGCAACAGGGACGUCGAAGGCCCCCAGAAAGACGUGCAGUGGGUCCUGGAAGGAGGAAUAUGCACUACUAUUACAGAGGUGGACGAAUCGACCAUCGAUGUUGUCUGCGAGCAGUGGGCUGGAUGUCUGAGCGAGCAACACGGCCGAGAGCUGUACAUCGACUGGAUUCGGUUUCCUGUUUGUCUGGAGCAAAACGUAUCGCCAGCAAGGCUGCUGUGCUUGUAG